GCACGUGCAAAUUCAUACAAGUGUUCAAUUUAUGGUGGCAGGUUGGGAUAUAUAAACCACAAAGAUGCCUACUUCCCAUCUUUCAGUCGACAUUUUAUACAAUUAAAUAUUUUAAGUACUCCUUUAAAUGAGUCAUCAGAUACACACGCAGUGUGCUUCAGUGUAAGACGAGAGGAUCGCUCUUUGCACCGUAGAUAACAGCCGGUCGACGGUCGGAUUAUCGGAGAUGCGGACGGUCGUGGCGAGUCGCGGGUCUUGGCAGUAGCGCAGUGUCUUUGGUGAAUACGCCCAGAGGAGUCGCGGGUCCUGGCUGCAGCAGCGUCUUGGCAGAUCCCACCCCUGCGAGUCGACUUUGGCGGAUCACACCAGCUCCGGACGGCGAUCAUGGCCCGGGCUAAUGACGGUGCUUACUUUAAGAGGUCCAGCCUGUUCUGGAUGCUCACCAUCACCCUGUCUCUGGGGUUCUACACGUGGACCGUUUUCUGGCCGGACCAGGUGCCCUACGCAAGCAUGGGUCCCUUAGGCUCGUUCUUCCAGUACCUGGUGAAGCAGCACUUCACAGUCAUGUACUAUGGCUGGUGGCUGGUCUGGAUGAUCCACAUCAGUGAAGCUUUCUACAGCCAGAAGCUGUGCAGGGACAAGGGCGUGGACAGCCAGCUAGCACGCAGCAUGUGGUUCGUGCAGACUUUCCUCUUCGGAAUCGCCUCCCUGGGGCUUCUCAUGAAGUACCGACCAGAUGCCAGGCUCAAACGUCAUUAAGGUCACCAGGCUGGGCAUAGAUAAGGAGGAACACCACUGACUUGGAGGACCACAACACCACUGACUUGGAGGACCACAACACCACUGACCUGGAGGACCACAACACCACUGACUUGGGGAAUCAAGCUGAAUACCCUUGACCAAGAGUAUAGUACCAACCAGCAGGACUCCAGCUCAGAGGACAGAUGUGACUCUCAGGCUUUCCCACAAUUCCUUGCAAACCCAUUGCACAAACCAUGAUGUCAUCAAACAGUUCCCCAAUAUGUGGCUGGUAACAGGCAGACUUUUUGUAGUAUCUUUUCAUAGCCUUAUUUUAAAGAGCACAAUUUAUGCUGUUAAAUCAUCAUUAGAUUUAAGAUAUUUUUGGUCAUAUUUAGAGACAUAUUUAACAUUGAAUUGUUUGUUUUGGUUAAUUUAGCUUGCUAGAGGUUUGCCUGAUGAGGGCACUAUAAUUCUUGUCUAAUAUGUUAUAAUCUUCUGUAAGAUUCUUAUCUCUGAUUUGAGUUUUCCAGCCUUCCAGUUGCUUAUCCAGUGUUGGGUCUUAGUGUGGGGGAGUGCUUCAGCGUGUAGGGGCACGCCUGAUUGGAUGCCCGACUCUCACAGGGCAAACACAAACACACACCAUGGGCAGAUUAGAUGUGCUGGUUACCCUGACUGCAUUUGGGCUGUGUGAGGAAGCCUAGGCAGCAGGGGGACCAUUAAAAAAACGGAGACAGGGUUGGAUUUAUGAGGCCACAGCCCCACCCACUCAGCCACCAUGACACCAUAACACUGGAUCCGCUUCCACCUGCCGUGUGCAGUGCAUCCGAGGUUUUCGGAUGCCCACAGCAGCAUUUCGAUGUACGGCAGAGUUGGGCUCUGCCACAGGUGGAGGGCAUUCAUGCCGGAACCGAAAGUUUGCUACCAAACAGAGCGGCACCAGUGCUCCCGUGUUUGGCCCUGGCCUGAUGCUGGCUUUGUGCAGUGUGGAUCAUGCCUUUUAUAAUCGGAAUAAAACCCUGAAAGAAAAGA
This is a messenger RNA of Paramormyrops kingsleyae, 1770 nucleotides long. It is a transcript of the gene tmem254, whose product is annotated as transmembrane protein 254. The record is from RefSeq and is a predicted model, not a curated record. Lineage: Eukaryota; Metazoa; Chordata; Actinopteri; Osteoglossiformes; Mormyridae.